Coccinella septempunctata (seven-spotted ladybird) is the source of this 1064-nucleotide messenger RNA. RefSeq lists its product as uncharacterized. NCBI's taxonomy places the organism in Eukaryota, Metazoa, Arthropoda, Insecta, Coleoptera, Coccinellidae. The coding region runs from base 104 to 466 and encodes 120 amino acids. The transcript has 2 exons. The record is from RefSeq and is a predicted model, not a curated record.
UACCAGAAAAAAAGCUAGUACCAUCCGCGCCGAGUUAUAUAAGACAGGUGGUGGAAUAAAUGAAGCACCACCUUAUACAGAAACAGAAAAGAAAGUCAAAGAAAUGAUCUUAUUAUCUGUUGAAGGGGAAGAGAGCAUAUGUGAUUCUGAUCAAAUUAUUAUUGAAGAGAAUAUAACUGAAGGAUUUGUGCCAUUGGAGCCAAAUAUAAAAGUUAUUUACAUGGAGCAGCAUAGCGAUUCAGGUGAUAAUCAUAGACAAACGGAACAAGAAAAACCUCUUUCUCCAUCAGUUCCUUCAUCAAAUUCAAUAGAAGGAGAAGCAACUGAAAAUACAUGGAGCCAAUGGAAACCUGCUUCCCUAAAAACAACAAAACAUCCUGCUUUGUGUAAGUAUUCUAUUGAUUUUUUUUCUGCGAACAUAUUUUACUCAUUUUCCAGGCCAACUAAAAGAGAAAAGGGUGUUUAAUGAAUUGGGUGAAGCCAAACUUGCCUUGGUGGAAUUGCAGAAAGAGGUAUUAGAAGAAGAAUUGAAGGAGAAGAGAAAGAAGAAUGAAAUUCUGGAAGAAAAACAGAAAAUGGAAAUCCAUGAGCUACAGAUGAAAAUGUUGCGAGAGGAAAUUCUGCACAAAACAAGUAUGCAGAAAAGCAUGAAAGAAGAGCAAAGUAAAUUGUAUGAUUUGAAAGAGAAGGCACUUUUAUUGGAGAUUGAGAAGAACAAAAAUGUAUGCUCAUGCAAUAAUAAAACCGCGAAUUAAGUGAAAUUUCAUUAACAAUUAACAAUAUAGGACCCACAUUUUCAUUGAUGUUAUUACCCAAAAAUCGUUCAAUAUUUACAAGUUGAGAAUAUUCAAUAAAGAGAUAAUAAAUAAAUAAAGAAACAAAUUCCAAUACAGUUUUUAAUGAAAAAUAUUGUGCUCCUUAUUAUUUACAAUAAUGAUGCGAAGUAUUCCGAUAUAAGCAUACUUCUUACAUCAUUUCCUGAAGCAUUUUCGAUUUCAUUAUGCUGUGGAUCCUCAAUUAUGGAUGUCGUAGCUAGAUGGCCAGGUUCAUGUCAUGAUUAGACA